UAAUGCCAAAUAUUUGACACACCAAACCCACAAAAAUAAAGAGAGAUUUUAAAUGUUAGUAUAAUAUUUGGCGCACAUAAACAAUAUAAAUACACAAUUCCAAAGUAAUUAUGUUGCGGCAGGCAAGAAAGAAGAGAAAGAGAGAGAAAAUUAAGGAAUUUUCUUAAUAGUUGAAUUUGAAAGAACUACCGAAAUCGGUAUGCAGGGGCAGGGGCAGGGAGGCUCAAAAACUUCAGUCCUCAAUUGUAUUGAUCUCUCCACUCCCGACCUUCACCAAUCUGUUUCAUUACUUAAACAGAAGGCCUGUCUGGAUUCGGGAUUUUUCUACGUCGUAAACCACGGGAUAAGCCAGGAGUUCAUGGACGAGGUUUUUGCACAGAGCAAAAGGAUGUUCGAACAACCAUUAAGUGAGAAAAUGAAGCUUUUAAGGAAUGAGAAACAUAGGGGUUACACCCCUAUUCUUGACGAGCUUUUGGACCCUGAAAACCAACUUAAAGGAGAUUAUAAGGAAGGAUAUUAUAUUGGAGUGGAAGUAGCUGAAGGUGACCCAGAAGCAGAAAAACCAUUUUGUGGUCCAAAUGUUUGGCCUGAGCCAGAACUACUUCCUGGAUGGAGAGAGACAAUGGAGAAUUAUCAUCGAGAGGCUUUAGAGGUGGCAAGGGCAGUUGCUAGGAUAAUAGCUCUUGCACUUGAUCUGAAGGUUGAUUUCUUUGACCAGCCAGAAAUGCUUGGCGAGCCUAUUGCAAUCUUGCGCUUACUACGCUACGAAGGUGGAAUUUCAGAUCCAUCAAAGGGGAUAUUUGGAGCUGGAGCUCAUUCUGACUAUGGUUUGAUUACCCUCUUGGCAACAGAUGGCAUCCCAGGUCUCCAAAUAUGCAAGGAUAGGGAUGCUAAGCCUCAGAUAUGGGAAGAUGUACCACCACUAAAAGGAGCGUUUAUUGUGAAUCUUGGUGACAUGCUGGAGCGCUGGAGCAACUGUGUUUUCAAGUCCACAUUGCACAGAGUUUUGGUGAAUGGUCAAGAGAGAUAUUCAAUGGCAUAUUUCGUUGAACCUAGUCAUGAUUGUCUUGUUGAGUGCUUGCCAACCUGCAAGUCAGAAAAUAAUCCUCCCAAGUUUCAGCCAAUCUUAUGUCAGACUUACUUGAGCCAACGGUAUAAUGAUACUCAUACUGAUCGGAGCGUAUACAAAAAACCUCAAACUUAAAUUUUGCCACAAAAUAUGUUUUGAAGGCGUAAGAGUAUAGGCCUGUGAUUUCUUCUUAAAGCAUUUGUCUCCUUUGUGUUGUAUAUAUAGUUAUUCUCAUCAUUUGCAUGAGUCUCCAAUAAGUAUAAGAAAGCGAGUGAAAUAAGAAGCAAGAGUGGUGUGUGGUGUGUGUGGCAAAAUGUAAUGUUAUAAGUAUCAAUAAAACUUCUCUUUUAUUGAGAA
This is a messenger RNA of Quercus robur (English oak), 1426 nucleotides long. RefSeq names its product 2-oxoglutarate-Fe(II) type oxidoreductase hxnY-like. Bases 200 to 1204 code for a protein of 334 amino acids. The transcript is spliced from 11 exons. Lineage: Eukaryota; Viridiplantae; Streptophyta; Magnoliopsida; Fagales; Fagaceae. The record is from RefSeq and is a predicted model, not a curated record.